UUUUAGAGCAAGCGGAAGGUCUGGAGCAUUUGAAGUAAGAGUGUCACAACCUGUUCUCCAGUGAACUGGAUUUUUGCGAUCCCAUACGGCAUUCUACGAUGAAAGAUGUCACUGAGGCCUCGAGUUGUGAAUUUUGACGAAACAUGGGCUAAGAUCCGAGAAACAUUAGAAUCUGUUGUAACUUUGAAGAAGAUUCCACGAUCAGUUUGGAAUGACAGGUUUUCUGAUGUGUAUGCCCUCUGCGUAGCUUUCCCAGAACCUUUAGGUGAAAAACUUUAUGCUGAAGUGAAGGGUUUCUUGGAGAAUCAUGGCCAAAGUCUGUAUGAGGCUGUCAGUGGCCCAGAUGUGGAUAUCCUUCGUCUUUACCACAAUCACUGGUCACAGUUCAGCAAAGGGUCUUUAUACAUGAACCUCUUAUUUGGCUAUCUAAACACACAUCUGAAGAAACAAAAACAGGAUUAUGGGGAGAUCUCUCCAUACAGCACAUCGUUUUCUCCCGAUGCCAUGGAGGAAGUGAUGGAUAUUGGGGCACUUGCUCUGGAUAUUUGGAAAAGAAAGAUGAUAGAGCCGUUGAAAGAGACCCUCGUAAAACAUGUGCUGAUAGAAGUCAAGAGGGAUCGUGAAGGAGAAGACACACACCAGAACAUCGUACACGAGACAGUUCUCUCCUUUGUUGAAGUACAGCAGUACCAGUCAAAAGGAGCUCUUCAUCUAUAUGAGGAAGUGUUUGAGAAAUCCCUUCUGAAAGAAACUAAAGAGUACUAUAGGCGAGAGGCAGCAGAGCUGCACUGUGGUAACACUUGUCAGGCUUUCAUUUCCAAGGUUGACAUUCGCAUUCAGGAUGAGGAUUUAAGAACAAGGAAAUUCUUCCACCCCGUGUCAUACAGUCGGGUGAUCAGGGAGUGUGAAGCACGUAUGGUGGAGGAUUACAUUCCUUACUUACAAAUAGAAUGUCGGCAGAUGGUGCAGGAGGAAAAUACUCAAUAUCUUUCGAAGCUAUAUACACUUCUCAAACAUAUUCCUCGUGGAUUGCAAGCCAUGGUGACAGAACUGGAGGAACACAUUACAAAAACUGGUCUUCAAGCAAUCAGAUCAGUCAAAGUUGAGAAUGGCCCACAGCAAUAUGUAGACGAACUACUGGGAAUCCACAGAAAAUUCUCACAUCUCAUCAAGGAUACAUUUAGGGACGAUCCUGCAUUUAUAUCAGCUUUAGACAAGGCUUGUGCAAGUUUAGUCAAUUAUAGGCAUGAUCCUAAACGCUCUUCAAAAUCUCCAGAACUGCUCGCCAAAUACUGCGAUUCCAUACUAAAAAAGAGUACAAAGAAUCUCAGUGAUGCAGAGUUAGAUGAAAAACUUGGGGAUAUUAUUAUUAUUUUUAAAUAUAUCGAUGACAAGGACAUAUUUCAAAAGUUCUACUCCAAAAUGUUAGCAAAGAGACUUAUUCACACACUUUCAGUUUCAAUGGACGCUGAAGAAGGAAUGAUCAGUCGCUUAAAGCACGCAUGUGGCUAUGAAUACACGAACAAGCUUCACCGCAUGUUUACGGACAUCAGUAUCAGCUCUGAUCUCAACUCUAGUUUUAACGAUUUCCUCUCUAAUGCCGAGGUGUCUCUUGGAGUUACUUUUACCCUCUUUGUCUUACAGUCUGGGGCGUGGCCUCUUGGGCAGACUUCAAUCUCACCGCUGUCCAUCCCCCAGGAAUUAGUAAAAUCCGUUCAAAUGUUUGAACAAUUUUACAAUGGAAGAUUUAAUGGCCGCAAAUUGACGUGGUUACAACACCUGUCGACCGGUGAAGUCAAAAUUAGCUACCUUAAGCGCCCAUACUUCAUCACAGUUACCACUUUUCAGAUGGCGGUCAUAUUGCUGUUUAAUGAAAAGACAAGCUUGCAUUUUAGCGAAAUCCUUGAACAAACCCAACUGGUGGAGAGAGAAUUAGUAAGGACGCUACAAUCUCUGGCGGACGUACGACUCAUAUUACUUUCUGAGGACGCCGACCCAACCAAGUGUAUGUAUUCUUUAAACAUGGAUUUUUCCAGCAAACGGACGAAGUUGAAAAUUACUGCCGCAGUCCAGAGGGAAACUCCUCAGGACACCGAACAGACCUUGUCAGCGGUCGACGAUGACAGGAAAAUGUACCUUCAAGCUGCCAUCGUCAGAAUAAUGAAAUCCAGAAAAGUUUUGAAGCACAACGCUCUUAUUCAAGAGGUCAUAAGCCAGUCGAGUGCACGAUUCACGCCCAGUAUAGCAAUGAUCAAGAAAUGCAUCGAAGCACUGAUCGACAAACAGUAUAUUGAGAGACGGGAGGGGAGUAAGGACGAGUACACUUACAUGGCAUGACGGGAAAGCUGAUCGAUUACCAAGCUCUCAAACAGUCUGGAACUUGUUUGGAUAUCAAAGGGGCCCAUUCUACCCCCUCGCAUCGGACCGUUUAUGAAGAACAGAGAUAAAGACUAGGCCGAGAAGGAGAUGUGCCGUAAUUUUGUAGUGAAAUAAGCUCGUGCUAAUCUAAAUGAAUUGCGAACUGCAUACAGUUUUAAGAGCUUCUGUGCUAAGUUUUCUGCGAUGCAACACACAAUUGUUAAAUCGCUUUCUAACUGUGCGCUGACUUUAAAACUUGUGCGCGCGAUGCCUCGUAUUUAUUGAAAAUUUUUCCUCCGAUAUAUUUUCGAGGUACAUUAACUGAACGCGAUUCUGAGCAAUUGAUGGGUAAGUUUCUUUUUUUCGCCGUUUUCAUCGAAUUUUUUUUUUUUUAGAACAAUUUAUUUGCCAAGGGCAUUUUUUUUCUCCUGUAAACAAACAUUUUCUUCUAUAGACUUGUUUAUUUGAAUUUACAGCAUUGUGACUUGGUAUCUUUUUGUACAUUAGUCUACUUGUAGAGUCUAAGAACUAGUGUUUGGGUUUCUUUGAUAAAUCCUCUUUUCCCUUGGAAUGGUCAAUUGUGAAGGUCAUGUAGAGGACGUAUCGUUCACCCUUCUUACCAUAAAAGCAGCGGUCGAACGUUGGGCAUGCGCGAGAGGAUCCAUUCUGGCCGGCCACGCGCAAAUUUAGAAAAGGGCAUAUGAAUGGAGUAGUAUGCUCAACCCCUAAGCUUUCAGUAACCGACGUGCUGAUGAUCCUUUUAAUCUUGAACAAAUACAAGAUCAAAGAAAGGACGAAACCUUUGAGGGGAAGAUUGGUGGUUAGGGGUCCUUUUCAAAGUUAGUACUUUUUUAAGAAAAACGGCAAAUUCCUUUUAUAUAUAUGAAAGAAAUGAUGCAGGGGACAAUAAAAGACACCGGUCACAUCACAUUAUCACAAUAAAAUUCUCUUUCGGAAGAGUUGAAAACUCAUUUCACCGAUGCACAGAAACUUCGACGUACUCUCGUCCACAUCUGUCUUUGACAGCUGAUUAUGUUUAAUUUUCGAGUGGCCCCGUGACCCCAAUCAAAAACUGAAGGCGACAGUAAAUCUUAUAUGGAGCAACAACAAAAAAUGGGGAUGAAACUCACAUAUCGUCCUUCAACCUUGACAUUAAUUAAAGUUACCAUUCUGUUAAACCUUUUUUGAAAGAGUAGAUUUCCUGAAUGCGUUAAUAAAUGGGCAAGAUGUCUG
Pocillopora verrucosa is the source of this 3591-nucleotide messenger RNA. Lineage: Eukaryota; Metazoa; Cnidaria; Anthozoa; Scleractinia; Pocilloporidae. The record is from RefSeq and is a predicted model, not a curated record.